Centrocercus urophasianus (Greater sage-grouse) is the source of this 5029-nucleotide messenger RNA. RefSeq names its product neuronal PAS domain-containing protein 2-like. Gene Ontology annotation, cellular component: CLOCK-BMAL transcription complex; nucleus; cytoplasm. The record is from RefSeq and is a predicted model, not a curated record. Gene Ontology annotation, biological process: circadian regulation of gene expression; regulation of transcription by RNA polymerase II. Gene Ontology annotation, molecular function: RNA polymerase II cis-regulatory region sequence-specific DNA binding; DNA-binding transcription factor activity, RNA polymerase II-specific; protein dimerization activity. The transcript is spliced from 21 exons. Lineage: Eukaryota; Metazoa; Chordata; Aves; Galliformes; Phasianidae. The coding region runs from base 199 to 2574 and encodes 791 amino acids.
CCUCGAGGCAGCGGGGGCGACGCGCCGGGGCCGGGCAUGGCACUGAGAGCGGCUCCGGAACGCGCGUCCUCCUCCCGGACGGAUUAAUUUUUCUCUGUCUCUAUUUACAUGGUGAUAAGAAGAGCUAAUCCCACUCCGUCAGUCUGGACUGAUGAAUCUGAGGAGUAGAGCAGAGCCCUGCGUUGUGUAAACGAACUGAUGGAUGAAGAUGAGAAGGACAGGGCAAAGAGGGCAUCACGCAACAAAUCUGAAAAGAAGAGGAGAGACCAGUUCAAUGUCCUCAUUAAAGAGCUCUGCACAAUGCUGCAGGGGCACGGCCACCCUCUCAAGAUGGACAAAUCCACCAUACUGCAGAGGACCAUCGACUUCUUACAGAAACAGAAAGAAAUCACAGCACAGACAGAAGCCUGUGAGAUUAGACAAGACUGGAAGCCUUCAUUUCUUAGCAACGAGGAGUUCACCCAGUUGAUGUUAGAGGCAUUAGAUGGCUUCCUCAUCGCUCUGACCACCGAUGGGAUUAUUAUUUAUGUCUCUGAUAGUGUCUCAUCUCUGCUCGGGCACUUACCGUCAGAUUUGGUGGACCAAAAUAUAUUAAACUUUCUGCCUGAGCGGGAGCAGAGCGAGGUGUACAAGCUCCUUUCUCCACAUGUGCUCAUGACAGAGCCCGUUGCAGCUGAUUUUCUGAACGUGGAAAAGCAAAUAGAGUUUUGCUGCCAUUUAGCGAGAGGCAGCUUAGAUCCAAAUGAGCCUCUGACAUAUGAAUACGUGAAAUUUGUAGUGGAUUUUAAGUAUUUUACUCAUGUGCCUACACCCUCCUGUAAUGGCUUUGAGUCAGCUAUUGCACGAGCUUUCAGGUCAGCCACAGAGGAGCAGAUUUGCCUCGUAGCAACAGUUCGUCUCGUCACACCGCAGUUCUUAAAGGAGCUCUGCAAUGUUGAAGAGCCAUGUGAAGAAUUUACAUCGAGGCAUAGUUUGGAGUGGAAGUUUUUAUUCUUGGACCACAGGGCUCCUCCUAUUAUAGGAUACUUACCCUUUGAGGUGCUGGGAACGUCAGGGUAUGACUACUACCACGCAGAUGACCUGGAGCUUCUCGCUAGGUGCCAUGAACACUUGAUGCAAUUUGGAAAAGGCAAGUCGUGUUACUACCGGUUCCUGACCAAGGGCCAGCAGUGGAUCUGGCUGCAGACACACUACUACAUCACCUACCACCAAUGGAAUUCCAAGCCCGAGUUCAUCGUGUGCACUCACCUGGUAGUUAGUUACGCAGAAGUCCGAGCUGAAAAAAGGCGAGACCUUGGCCUCGAAGAGUCAUCAGUUGAACUGGCAUCCUCUUCUAUAAAGAGCCACGGCAGCUACCUAGAGGUGGGCCGCUGUGGCAGCAGCCAAGAUGCCAGCCGGGAGGGAAUGUCGCUGUCGUCCCACAGCUCCCGCCGCUCCUCUCACACCGCGCUCUCCGACUCUGCCUCCACCUCGUCCAUGCGACACACCGACACCAGCACUUCCACCCGGCCGGCGGUGCCAGAGAAGGCAGCCCUGCAGCUGGCGGCGGCUGGCAGCGCUCAGGCUAUAGCAACGCCUCCAGCCACGGGUGAACACCUCUCUCAGCAGCCGGCGGUCCCCUCCCAGCAGGCUGUGAUGCCCGUGUACCACUUCCCAGCCCCGCUGGGCAUGAUGCACCAGCUGAAGGAGCAGCUGGAGGAGAGGACACGCAUUCUGCAAGCGGACAUCAAAACGCAGCAGGAGGAGCUGCACGUCAUCAAGGAGCAGCUCCAGCUGGUGCAGGACUCCAACCUGCAGAUGCUGAUGCAGCAGCCGAUCCCACUGGUCUUCAACAGCGCGCAGCGUCAGAGCCCACGGAGGGCCCCGCCUCCAUCCCGGCAGCCCAGCACCAAGAAGGCCCCGCAGCCAGGCCCCAUGGCCAAGCGCUACGGGGGUCCCCCUGCGUCCACCCCGCGCCUGUUCCUCAGGGAGCCCUGCAGCACUCCCUCCCAGGUACCACAGCAGCAGCAGCACCUAAUGCGAGGAAACCAAGCCCAGCCAACGUGUCUGCCAGGGCAGACGAGCAUUUCAGUGCCCCUCUACAACAACCCCACGGUGUUUUCGCAAGCACAUCCCAUCACAGUGGCUGCACAGCUUCCAACUGAUGUUAGUGAAAGGCAGAUGCAGUCUGACUACAGCCAGGACAGGAGCCUCAGAUUCGUGGCAGAGCAGCAGCCCUUGCCUCCCACCACGCAGAUGCAGCCCAUCAGUGGCAGCACGGUGCGGCCCCCCGCUCCCUCGCCUGUGUUCUCCCCAUCCGUGAUGCUCCCCCAUGGCAGCUUCGUGGCCCACCCCGGCAGCACCCCGCUGCACCUCCACCCCUGGCCACAGCAGCAGGUUCAGCAGCACCGUCUCUACCUUCAGAUGCAAGGAGCUGAGGCUGUGCCGGGAGGCCCCGGCCCACGUGUGUUCCAGCCAGCCCACCUCCCGCAGCAGAGCCCCCUGAGCUACUUCCUGCACCCGCAGCCGCAGGGCCGCCACGCACAGGGCCAGCCCUGCAACCUGCCUGACCUGCCCGAGAUGCAGCUGCCCUGACCCACUGCCGCUCAGACCAGCGAGACCCCGCCUCACAGGGCGGGAUCGCCGCGGGGCCCCGCUGGGGUCUCCUGUCGGCAUCACCGCUCAAAAGAGCCCGUGGGCUGCGAGUCUCGGCCAGGCCUGCCCAGAGGGAGCGCGCCGUGGAGCUGAGGAAGAGGAGGAUGCUCACCUGGGGCUCCCGCCCACCGGAGCUGCAGACUCGGUGAGAAGGCUGUGCUUGGGGCAGGAGCCGGGAUGCUGCUGCCGGUCGCCGAGCCGUGCCUGCCCGUGCCAGUGCUGGCUGCUGAUCUUUGACCUGAGGGGGACAGCCGCCCGGCUGCGGGCAGGUGGCUGAGGUCCCCGUGGGGAUGGCGGCGCUGCAGACGAGCCGUGUCCGAUCAGGGCCGCGGUGCUGGAAGUCACUGUGAUGCCGAUCCCAGCGCCCGCAGCGCGCCGCAGGGCUGCCGUGUACAUAGCUCGCCUCGCUCUCGUAGGUCCGUUGUGGAGUUUUUCCUUAUUUCUAUACCUCAACCCCACCGUUUUGUUUUCCGGGAGAUUGGAUAAUGCUGCUAACUUACGUAACACCACUUUUGCCUGAAUUUCUUACUGUUGUUAAACCAGCUCACAUCACAACCAGUAAGAUAUUCCUCAUCUUUUAUUUUGGUUAACAAACACAGAGAAAUUUAUGUGGUUUUUACUCCCUGUAGCCAAAUAUUUUUCAGGUUACCUACAAAGAACCUUCACUCUUUCUCCUCUGUCAUUCUGUUCUGAUCCAGGUGGAUGUUGUUGUAUAUGUUUCUUAACAUGAAAACAAACCAACACAGUAGAACACCGUAUUGACAGCAAACUUUGUGGUUUUGCUCGGUCAGAUUUCAGGCUGACAAACCCGGAACAUAUACUCACAAUGACACAGGCGAUGUUACAAGCCCAUGGGGUCAGCAAUAAAGUGUAUUUUUGUAAAUUGCCACUUUUUAAGUAUAUGUUUAUAUUUAUGAAUUGAAAACUAGUCUGCUCCAUAGUGGGUGUAUAGCUGUGUCCCUACUGUUUGUGUCUUUCCAAAGGAAAAAGGAACAGCUACAUUUCUGAGGUGCUGGGGGCUGAGCACUAACUGUGGGCACUGCUGGAGCCCAGACACAGGUGAAGGUGUAGGCUGUUGCUGUCAGCUUUGCAGGCAGGUGGGGAGGAAAACGUGCGCACGCAGAGGCACGCACUUACAGCAAGGAUACACUAUUGAACGCAGUUUAUGUCUCAGUGUUGCUGCUGGGAGAAGGCUGCAGCAUGGUGGCUGUCCUGCAUGUCCCCUUCCACAUGCCAGCCCUGUGUGCCUGGGCUCUUAUGAGCAGGGCUUGACACAGAAGGGGUUCGCUGCCUUGCAAGGAGAGGAGCUGGGGGCGGUGGGUGUGCAGGAUGGGGCUGUGCCCCUCCACAGCCCUGCUGAUGGCACUGGGCUGCGCGGUGAUGGGGGGAGCUGUGGGGUGGCACGGCUGUCUAUCGCUCGCAGCCUCGCGGCAGGGAGCAGGAGAGGUUUGCAAGGAUGUUUACAUGUGAGAUUGGCCUUGCUGAAGCAAGCAACCUGAAACAAGCACUUUAUCACACCCCCUUUUAUUUCCAGCACCCACCCCAGCCGCAAGCACAGCCGCUCGUGGGCCUGGUGCCGCCUGGGCAGAGCCGUGUGUGCCGUGGGCCAAAAUCCCAGAGCCUCUGCUCAGCCUGCAUCCAACCGGGCACGGCAGGCUCAGGGCCGUGGGAUUUUUGCCUUAGUUAUCACUCGCACUCAAAGAAUUAACGACUAAAUGAAUCUUCUUAUUCAGGUGAACUCCUGUUCAUUUACCUCGGUGAUAGCUACGUCCUGUGUUUUUGGGAUCCCUUUGGAAUUGAGGGUUGCUGGCGGGUUUGGUUCCCCCCUGGGUGCUGAUGAGUGAAGUUGGGCUCCAGCACCAGCGCUCAGUGACAACCUGAGGCUUUCCAGCACACAAGCACCCGUGUGCUAGCACUCUCUCCCUUCAUAUCUAGAUAUACAAGUGUGUGUUUGUAAUAUACAUAUAUAUAUGUAUGUAUGUGGGUAUCUCUAUCUACAGGCCACACAAUUCCAGACCUCUGAAAACACAGGCAGCUUUAAUUAAUAAAGUCUUGCACUUUUAGCGUAUUUGUACAUAUAAGCUAAAGCCUGGUGGGUGCAAUCAGGCUGGUUUGACAAACACAGCGAAAAACUGACUGUAUAUAUUGUAACAUACUCUGUGUAAAAGAAGAAAAAUCUUAGAAGUGACUAUAAAUCUUGGUUUAUUUUAUAUGCUGUCAAAUAUAGAUACAUUUAUAGAUGUUAUUAUUCUUAAAAGUAUUUUGUAAUGGGAAAAAGAAAGUGUCUUAUGAAGAGUAAAGAUUUUAUUCUUGUCUUGAAUCUAUGUCGCUGCACAGCUCUGUUGGAUGGGAACCUGUGCAUUUUGAGAAGCUUUAAACAGAUUAUACAUGGUAU